Molecule: messenger RNA, 1195 nt
Organism: Melampsora larici-populina 98AG31
Lineage: Eukaryota; Fungi; Basidiomycota; Pucciniomycetes; Pucciniales; Melampsoraceae
Exons: 5
Coding region: 122-946 (274 amino acids)
Biological process (GO): 5S class rRNA transcription by RNA polymerase III; transcription initiation at RNA polymerase III promoter
Cellular component (GO): transcription factor TFIIIC complex
Molecular function (GO): DNA binding
Source: RefSeq, a predicted model, not a curated record
GAUUAUAUUUGGGAGUAAGGUACAUUAUAGGAAACGUCUUCCAGGUCGCAGCUAUUGUUAUUCGGAUAAAUUUAUCUGCCCACCUGAUAAUCGAGUUGUUCGACCUAAGCUAGAUGAAGCAAUGGAACGACUACGUUCUCAGUGUGACGAUAAUUCUGAUGGAAAAGUCAAUUGGUCUUUAUUUGCCACUGAUACAGAAACUGCGGCUCUACUACAUGCAUUCUCUCAAAACCAAGUGAGCUUAGAGAUCGAUGUCUCUGUAAAUCGAACGAAACGCUGGAAGGCCAGUUCGAUAUAUCGUACUAGGCAAUUAGGAGAUGACGCAUUAGAAAAUAGUGUGAAUGUGAUAUUUAAUUCACCAGUCUCACGUCAAAAGCCUGUUAUGAGAUCUUCAUCUCCAUCGGAAGAAUUUGUAGACUUGGUGCAGACCAAGGUUCAAGAAGCUGGGAUAGAUGGGAUUAAACCUUUGGACUUGGUGAAUGAUUUAUCAAAUCGAAUGAAUGGAGAAGAAGUUGGUGAAACAGUUGAAUACAUGAUGAAAACUGAACCACCUAAAUUAUAUUGGGUAAAUGAAAACGAAAAUCAAAACAUCAUCAUUUCAUCUGAUCAUUUAAUCAAUUGGGGUGAAAAGACUAAACCUGAAUAUGCAGAGAUUCAUUUAUCUUAUAUGAUUCCAAGAUUAUGGUAUGAUAUUUAUGGUGAGAUGGUCGAAGAGAUUUGGAAAAAUUCUUUAGAUCGAGUUGAAUACAUUAUUCAUAAUUUCCCAGGGUUAUCAAUGAGUGAAUUAGAUAGAUUAACAAAAACGCAUCUGAAUUCAUUAGAAAGAUCUGAUGUGUUAGAAGAAUUGAUGAGGACUGGUAGGAUUUCAAAUUCUCCACCUGGUCAAACUGCCAACAAACGUUGGAUUCGUGGGUUUAGUGAUGAUCGAUUUUGGAGUUUAUUUUAAAAAAAUGCAUUUAAAGAUUGAAACUUGUGAUUUAUAUUGAUAUUUUUGUGACGCUUAUGUAUAAUUGGCUUUUCGGUUGAUAUUGUUUAUAAGUUGUAAUUGAUUUUCUCAAGAAAAAGUAAAUAUAGAGUCUUCAGAAUUUUUCUUGUUGGUGAUAAAUUCAUUUGAGGUUUUCUUGACGAUUUUCUUAGUGGAUACAUACAUAUAUCAUUGAUACCUCUUCGGAAAAGCUACGAAUCUUAUUCAAGU